AUGGCAAAUAACGAGAACUUACACGAAACUUUACUUGCAUUACAAAAUCAAUUAACGCGACUUCAAUUAGAAGUAGAAACUCUUAGAAAUAAUAUUACUCAAAACAACGAAAAUAAUGAUAAUAAUGACAAUGAAAGUAACGAUGAAAACAGCAGUGAACAAUCUGAAGCUGCUUGUAACCCGAUCGUCGCGUCAAUGUCGUCUCUUAAAGCUUACCUUGAAAUGAUAACCGAGUUUGAUGGAAAUAAUAUUUCAGUAGAGACAUUUAUAUUUGGAAUAAAUUCUAUGCUAAAUGAUAUACAGGCUGAUCAAAAAACAACAUUCCUUCGAUUAAUUAUUUCAAAAAAAAUAAUUAGAAAUGCAAGAAAAAUGAUUGAUGGUAAUGAUAUAAGAACUUCUGAUGAUUUAUUUCAAGUACUGCGAAAUUAUUUUGGGGAAAAUAAAUCGUAUGAUGUUUCACUUCUUGAAAGAAGUCAAUGCCAACAAGGCAGAGACAAUGUUACACUAUAUAAUAAAAGAUUUAAUGAAUACCAUGCAAAUGUUAAACGGUCGAUAAAUAAUAAUUGUAAAAUAAGUUCAACGCAACGGCAUAUCAUUUUAGCGAAUGAAGAAGAACAAGGCCUUUCUCAAUAUAUACGAGGUCUUCGUUCAAACAUUAAAAUUUUUGUCAAGUCCGGUAAACCAGAAACAAUUCGUCAAGCUCAAAAUCUAGCUCUCGAAACAGAAAAAGAAGAAGAAAUUUCUCGUGCUUUGUAUCCAAGAAUGAACAACAAUUUCGGGAAAAAUAAUGAAACUGAAAGAUCACAAAACACUUUUAAACAAUACGAAAAACCACAGAAUACUUUUAAACAAUAUGAAAAAUCACAAAUUAACACUGUACCACAGUCAGUACCAAAUUCUAAAUUUCCUUGUCAUGGAUGUGGCAGUUUUUCACAUUUCAUUAAAGAUUGUCCAAAAAGACCAACAUAUUUUCAACCUCAAAAUUUUCAAAAUCGACGCCAAUUCGAAAAACCGCCGAUUCCCAUAAAUUAUACACAGUGUCAAGAGAACGAAACUCUGGAGCAACCUUUAUGCUCAGAAUCUGCAGUGCCUAUGGACAACGAGAACACUCAUUCUUGGCAGACACCGGGGCAGCAGCAAAUGUAA
This is a messenger RNA of Aphidius gifuensis, 1146 nucleotides long. RefSeq names its product GATA zinc finger domain-containing protein 8-like. The record is from RefSeq and is a predicted model, not a curated record. Gene Ontology annotation, molecular function: nucleic acid binding; zinc ion binding. The coding region runs from base 1 to 1146 and encodes 381 amino acids. NCBI's taxonomy places the organism in Eukaryota, Metazoa, Arthropoda, Insecta, Hymenoptera, Braconidae. The transcript has a single exon.